AUGUCUUCAAAUAAUAUUAUCUCCAAUUUUUCAAUUACUUCACUUCCUUCUGAAGUUAUAAAAAUAAUUUUACAAAAUACUGAUUGGAAAACAAUUUAUAAUAUGAGAUUAGUAUCAAAAUUUUUUAAUUCACUUAUAUUAACUAAUUUUGAAAGUUUGCCAAAACCAUUAAUGACAGGUCUUUCAAUUUCAAGUACUACCAAAUUAGAUGGUACAAUGUAUAUAGAAUUUUUUUAUCUAUAUGAAAAUGAAUAUAUAAAAGUUGAGGAUAUCUAUAUUCCUAAUCAAAAUAGUGAACCAAAAGUAAUGAAAAUCGAAAGUUUUCUUAAAAAAAUGAAUUUAAAAUAUAUAGUAAACUUUGAAAUAAUAGUUACUGGUGAAACAAUAAUAUUUGACAUUCUUAAUAAGUAUUUCAAAGAUGAAACAAUAAUUGACAGCUUACAAAUUAACAUUCAAAAAUCUUCAUGUUUUAAAAGUUUUUCAAUUUUUAUUCAAAAAAUUAAAUAUGUAACAUAUUUAUGGUUAAACAAAUUAUGUUUUUUAAAUCAAUCUAUACCCUUAAAUUAUACACUACCAAUGAUUGAAUGUUUAAAUAAUUUAUGUCUUGUUGAAUGUGAAUGUACAAAAUUUGUCAAUUCAAAAAUGAUAAUGAAUUUAUAUCGCAAUAACAAAAAUCUUAAACGUAUUCUUGUAUUUUCAAAUUGUACUGAUUUUGAAGUUAAAUUAAUACAAUGUAUAGGAGAAAGACAAUCCUCAUGUGAUGGUACAAAAAAUUGCCAUGGUAAUUGUUAUAUUUAUCUACCAUUAAGAAAUGAUAUGAUUUUUGGAAGUAGAAUGGAAAAUUAUUUUCCUCCUAAUAUGUAUGAUAUUUCUUAUCCACUUGAAAUUGAUAACACAAUUAUAGGUGUUAAAGAAUGUAGUAAAUGUUUAGUUAAUUGUGGAAUUGCUUUAUGUCUCCAAAUACCAACAUAUUUAAGUGAUACUAAUUGUAAUUUUAUUUUUGAUAGAACAUUAUUUAUUGAUGAUAACUUCUACAUUGAUUAA
Strongyloides ratti is the source of this 1044-nucleotide messenger RNA. RefSeq names its product F-box domain-containing protein. The coding region runs from base 1 to 1044 and encodes 347 amino acids. The record is from RefSeq and is a predicted model, not a curated record. NCBI's taxonomy places the organism in Eukaryota, Metazoa, Nematoda, Chromadorea, Rhabditida, Strongyloididae. The transcript is spliced from 2 exons. Gene Ontology annotation, molecular function: protein binding.